UCCGGCAAGCGGUUUCUGCCGCCUCUGCCAGCACCUCCGCUACCUCCCAGGCUGCCUGCGCCGCCGCCGCCACCACCGCCACCUCCUCCGCUGCCACCUUGGAGCCCUCCUCCUUCUCUGCCCCUUCCACCGCCUCCCAACUCUCCAGGCCCUGUGUCCUGGAGAAGAAGCCACGUUCGGUCUCGCUGGCGGCGGGCCCGGGGCGCAGCCAUGGCGGACGGCGGCGGCGGCGGGGGAACCGGCGCGGUGGGCGGCGGUGGUGCUGGCCAGGCCUCGGCUGGGUCAGCGACCGGUGCAACUGGGGCUGGCGGGAGCGGCGGCCCCAUCAACCCGGCCUCGCUGCCUCCUGGCGACCCGCAGCUCAUCGCUCUCAUCGUAGAGCAGCUCAAGAGCCGGGGCCUGUUUGACAGCUUCCGCCGGGACUGCCUGGCCGACGUGGACACCAAGCCAGCUUAUCAAAACCUGAGGCAGAAAGUGGAUAAUUUUGUGUCAACACAUCUGGACAAGCAGGAAUGGAAUCCUACAAUGAACAAAAACCAGUUGAGAAAUGGUCUGAGGCAGAGUGUGGUUCAGUCAGGGAUGUUGGAAGCUGGAGUAGACAGGAUUAUUUCUCAGGUGGUGGAUCCAAAACUAAACCACAUCUUCAGGCCACAAAUAGAGCGAGCAAUUCAUGAGUUCCUGGCAGCCCAGAAAAAAGCAGCGGUGCCAGCACCCCCUCCAGAGCCUGAAGGCCAGGACCCUGCAGCUCCAUCCCAGGACACUCCCUAAGAAUAUUCCUGACACAUUUUGAAAGUGCCAUUUAAUCAAUGGUGAAGAAGUGGAUUUGGAUGUGUAAGAGUGCAACUUCAGAAUGAAGAUAGGUCAAGGUCAUCAGCGAUGGCAAGAUUUCAGCCUUGACCGCAGGCAGUGUACAGAUCGAACGAUGAGGAGCAAGUGUGGCAGUGGGGAAGUUGACUGUGUUGCCCUGUCAUCGUGCUGCCACUUGAGCCGCCUGUCCAAGGGUGUGACACCAGUAGACACUACAGAGAGAAACACUACAGCAACCGCUUCAGGGAUAUGAGCCCUGAAGCCGACUUUGAUACUUGAACAUGGAGACUGUGCAUGGACUUCAGGGUUUGUGCUCUGAGAUGAAAUGAGCUACAGUGAAAGAACAUAAGCAAUCCCAAAGAUAAUUUCAGAGGACAAUGACAGGUUAGCUGGGAAGCAGGUAUUCGACAAUGCUUAUUUGAUGUUAUUUCUCAGAGUUGCAAACUAGAAGGUACAAGCCUCAGAUAGCUUUAAAGUUGUCAUGACUUUCUUGUACAUGAAUCUUCUAGCCAGUUUUCUUUCCCUUGUAAGAGGUGACAAAACUUGGAGCCCUAGGAUAUGUGGAAGCUCAGACAUUGCAGUGAGGAGAAACAGUUGCAGGUUCUCCGUCCAGGGCUGCUUCCUAUUCUGCAAGGGCUAGUGAGUCUUGGUAUUUGUUAGAAUGGUCAAUUAAUGGUGUGAAGUUUUAUAAUAAAAUCAUUUGAUACCC
Messenger RNA from Nycticebus coucang (slow loris), 1516 nucleotides. It is a transcript of the gene BOD1, whose product is annotated as biorientation of chromosomes in cell division 1. Lineage: Eukaryota; Metazoa; Chordata; Mammalia; Primates; Lorisidae. The coding region runs from base 211 to 768 and encodes 185 amino acids. The record is from RefSeq and is a predicted model, not a curated record. The transcript has 4 exons.